Molecule: messenger RNA, 4369 nt
Organism: Ceutorhynchus assimilis (cabbage seed weevil)
Lineage: Eukaryota; Metazoa; Arthropoda; Insecta; Coleoptera; Curculionidae
Source: the annotation of a GenBank genome assembly
UCAAGUAGGAGCGCGUCCCGCCAUUUUCGCCAGAGUUUGAAUUUUUUAAAAAAUACCGAGCAAGCGCUUUCGGCAUCAUGGAAACCGCGCCUUCGUCAGUGUCGUGUUUACCUCACCAAACGAAAAUGUCGAAGGCGAAAAAAGUGCUGGAAGAGGCCAGAGAAAUCCAAAAUCCCGAAUUGGAUUUGUUCGAUAAAGGCGUGGCGACAUUUGAAGAAAUGCCCGGAUUGCUUAAUAUGACCAACAUUACACGGUUGACUUUAAGCCUCAAUAGACUUAAGUCUGUUCCUCCUGGCUUAGCAAAUCUGACAAAUUUGGAAAUCAUAAACUUAGCCAACAAUCAAAUUGAAGACCUCCCUCUGUCUCUAUCUUCAAUGCCAAAGUUGCGAAUACUCAACUUAUCAAUAAAUAGACUAUAUACCUUACCCAGAGGUUUUGGAGCAUUUCCUGUAUUGGAAAUACUAGACCUUACUUAUAAUAACUUAAAGGAAGACUCUUUACCUGGAAACUUUUUCAUGAUGGAAACCCUACGAGCUCUAUAUCUUGGCGACAAUGAUUUUGAAAAAUUGCCUCCAGAAAUAAAAAACCUUAAAAACUUGGAAAUUUUGGGUUUGAGAGAAAACGAUUUGAUUGAACUACCCAAAGAAAUAGGUGAAUUAUCCAGGUUGCGCGAAUUGCACGUGCAAGGCAAUCGCUUAACAAUAAUUCCUCCAGAAUUGGGCAAUUUAGACAUGUCCUCAAAUAAAGCUGCGUUCAGAUUUGAGGGCAAUGAAUGGGUACAACCAAUAGCAGAUCAGCUACAGUUGGGUAUCAACCAUUUGCAAGAUUAUUUGAGAAGUGAGACUUAUCGCAUAUUAUAUAAUCGUUAUUUGACAAAUAAGCCUCCAGUUCCACCACCUUGUGUGGACAAAGCUAAAAAAGUUUCAAGGAUUCGUUGAGAAUUGACUAUUGACUCUCUUGUGGCCUUAUAAUUGUUAUUGUGUUACUGCCAUUUUAUAUUUUUAAGAGACUAAUUAUUUUUUUGUAUUGUGUACAGGGUGAUCUAUUAUUGAUGCCAUCCUUUAUUAUUAUUAUUAUUAUUAUUAUUAUCCUCUCCUAACUUACUCAUUUGACGUUUUCAACUAAUUAAGUUUGAAACCUUAUAAAAGGCGCCUUUUUCCCUGUAACCAUUGAAGGUGAACAUAAUAAUAUUCAACCUUAUAUCGUUAAAAUCAGAUUGAGCUAACAAAUGAGCGCACAAUAUAUGCAUGGUGUUGUAUUUAAAAAAAAUAAACCUUUGCUACACUUUUUUGGGCAACCUGUAUGUUUAAAAUCGAGAGGUAAACCACUCCCCGAAUUUGUGCUAACAAUUCCUCCCAAUUCCUCGCACAAAUAUGGAAAUUUGAGGCUUUGAGGCAACAUAUCAAAAACUCGAAGCAAUUGAUCCAAAAAUUAAAAAGUUGUGGGCCCUGAAAAACAUGCACUUUCUUAGAAAAUGACACAUUUGCUAAGUCUCUCUAUUCAAAGAUUUUCCACAAAAACUACUUGAAGUACAAUAAUUAUGAAAAUUAGAGGAACUAUUUUUAAGGCUUUGAGGAAAUUCAUAUCCAAAACUCAAAGCGAUUGAUCCAAAACUCAAAAAGUUGUGGGCCUUGAAAAACAUGCAUUUUCUUGAAAAGUGACAUAUUAGACAAGUCCUUAUACUCAAAGAUUUCUCUCAAAAACUACUUAAAGUACAAUUAUGAAAAUUUCAGGAACUAUUUUUGAGUCAAUUCAUAUCAAAAACUCAAAGCAAUUGAUCCAAAAUUUAAAAACGUGUGAGCCUUGAAAAACAUGCAUUUUCUUAAAAAGUGACAAGUCCCUAUACUUGAAUAUUUCUCUCAAAAACUACUUAAAGUACAAUUAUGAAAGUUUGAGUAACUAUUUUUGACUCUUUGAGGCAACUUUAUAUCCAAAAUUCAAAGCAAUUGAUCCAAAAAUGAAAAAGUGGUGGGCCUUCAAAAAUAUGCAUUUUCUUAAAAAGUGACACAUUGACAAAUCCCUCUACUCAAAGAUUUUCCUCAAAAACUACUUGAAGUAGAACUAUGAAAAUUUGAGAAAUUAUUUUUGAGGCUUUGAAGCAAUUUGUAGCAAAACCUCAAAGCAAUUGAUCCAAAACUUAAAAAGUUGUGGGCCUUGAAAAACAUGCAGUUUCUUAAAAAGUGACAAGUCCCUAUACUUGAAUAUUUCUCUCAAAAACUACUUAAAGUACAAUUAUGAAAAGUUGAGUAACUAUUUUUAAGGCUUUGAGGCAACUUAUAUCAAAAACUCAAAGCAAUUGGUCGAAAAAUGAGAAAGUUGUGGGCCCUCAAAAAUAUGCAUUUUCUUAAAAAGUGACACAUUGACAAAUCCCUCUACUCAAAGAUUUUCCUCAAAAACUACUUGAAGUAGAAUUAUGAAAAUUUGAGAAACUAUUUUUGAGGCUUUGAAGCAAUUUGUAGCAAAACCUCAAAGCAAUUGAUCCAAAACUUAAAAAGUUGUGGGCCUUGAAAAACAUGCAUUUUCUUAAAAAGUGACAUAUUUGACAAGUUCCUAUACUCGAAUAUUUCUCUAAAAAACUACUUAAAGUACAGUUAUAAAAACUUGAGUAACUAUUUUUGAGGCUUUGAGGCAACUUAUGUCAAAAACUCAAAGCAAUUGAUCCAAAAAUGAAAAAGUUGUGGACCUUCAAAAAUAUGCAUUUUUUCAAAAAGUGACACAUUUGAUAAGUUCCUCUACUUAAAUAUUUUCCUCAAAAACUACUUAGAGUAGAAUUACGAAAAUUUGAGGAACUAUUUUUGAGGCUUUGAAGCAAUUCGUAUCAAAAACUCAAAGCAAUUGAUUCAAAAUUUAAAAAGUUGUGGGCCUUGAAAAACAUGCAUUUUCUUAAAAAUAACAUAUUUGAGAAGUCCCUAUACUCAAAGAUUUUUCUCAAAAACUACUUAAGCGUACAAUUAUGAAAAUUUGAUGAAUUAUUUUUGAGACUCUGAUGCAACUUAUAUCAGAAACUCAAAGGAAUUGAUCCAAUAAUAGAAAAGUUGUGGGCCUUGAAAAACAUGCAUUUUCUUAAAAAGUGUCAUAUUUGACAAUUCCUCCUCCAAACUCCAAAGUCCCCAAAAAUUCCUCUAAACUGCUCACAAGUUCCUUGCAAAUGCCUGUUACAAACUCCCCCAAAAUUGUUCCGUGAUUUUUAUUACGCUCAGUCUCAGUGCUAAAAUUAAUAAACCCUCCCAAUUUCUUAUACAUUCUUCCAAUUUCCCAUAAACUCCUUCCAAUUCCCCACAAUUUUGGCAAAGAAUUUCUCCCCGUGCUUAAAACUGAUUCACAAAAACUUUGGUGUUGGACACUGCUGUUGAAAACAUCAUAUGAACAAGUUAAAAGGGGGGUGACAUUUAUAAUAGAUCACCUAUAGGUAUAUAGCCUUAUAGUUUGAUAACAUUAACUAAUAAAAUUGUAUUUUAUAUUUGCCAUUUUAAUGAAAUCAUGGACAUUUAGACAAAAUGAUAUUUAUGGAAAGCAAUUUGCAAUGCAAAUGGAGCAUUGCUAAGGUUGAUUCUACAACAUUUAGUGCUUAAAUGAAAUGAAAAGAAUAACAGAGUAAACAUCUUAUUUAGGUACCUUAUAACAUAAAAAUUUACAAAAAUAAAAGCAACUUAUAAUUACUCCUAACAGUUUGACUAUUAUAGUAAAUUGUUGUGUUGUAUAAGAAUAAAAAAAAGCUUAAUGGUUACUUGGUAAUUGCGGCAAGCCAAAUUCAUCAACUUGUACUCCAUCCUGAAAAAAAAAAACCUGUAAAUUGCCAGCAAUAUUUCUUUCAAAUACCAAUCUACCUUAUUUGUUCUAGCACCAAUAGCUUCAGGUUUAUUGAGUGGAGCCUCAGGUGCUUUACCAAUAUCAUCCAAAUAGCUCUGAUCAUCAUCUAAAGCGAUUUCAUCACCGAGAGCGUCUAAUUCAGCUGCCAAUUCAUCAUCAUCAACUUCAGGAGUAUUGUAGCUCCUGCCUAAAGCUUCUUGGACUUCAUCAGCUUGAUCUAGCAUGUCAGCUAAAUCAUCUUGGACAUCAUCAAUGUCUUCAAUGUUGAUUUUUUUGAAUUCUUUUUUCAUUGCUUUCAUUCCGUCCUUCAUGGCUACAACAGUGGCUUGAGUGUCUUUGAUGGUUUGAUGAGCAAAGUUGGCUUGCUCCAUGUUGAAAGACUGGCCCCUUAAAUUCUCCAGUUGAUUUUCGUACAUUUUCUUUUGCUUGAGUAUACGUAGGGCUUUCGCUUUGACGGCGUUUUUCGCCGGGCCUUCGCGCAUUUUCGACAUUUGAUCUCUGAAUUUUCGCAGGUCGUUUUCGAGAAUGUUGAUUUUCUUUUCGACAUUUUCAGCUCUCG